This is a messenger RNA of Alnus glutinosa, 4949 nucleotides long. Its product is annotated as pentatricopeptide repeat-containing protein At2g26790, mitochondrial. The record is from RefSeq and is a predicted model, not a curated record. Bases 572 to 3121 code for a protein of 849 amino acids. NCBI's taxonomy places the organism in Eukaryota, Viridiplantae, Streptophyta, Magnoliopsida, Fagales, Betulaceae. The transcript is spliced from 6 exons. Gene Ontology annotation, molecular function: protein binding.
AGAAAUUGGAUUUUGAGGACUCCCUUUGUAAUGGGGCGGGUGGAUAGGAACUGUGCAGUGCAAGACCGACCCGGACCACUGCCAUCUCUACUUGGGCCGUGUGGGGUUUAUGGUUGUGGCCUCUGCAAUUAAUCGGUUGGCCAGUAGGGUUUUAGCAAUCAAACGAACGUUGUCUCUGUGACGAUUGACGAAGGACUUCAAGCCUUCCUCAGGCUCCGUAAGAAAGACAGCCCGAGAGGAAAUCGGAAAUGCAGACAGGGGGUUGUUUGGCAGAGCAUACGAAACAACCCUUGGGUGCCGGUUUGAACUUACGUCCUUUGCUUCCUUACUUUACUUCCUCCCAUGCUGGAUCGUCAGCGUGGAAAUUUUAGUCAACAGUUGUUUGUGUUUUACAGUUUCUGUUCUUGGCGAUAUUUUGUUGGUCUGUACGAGAUUAAAAACUGGAGUUCGAGAGGGACUGGGAUUGGUUUUGGGUGAGAAUUCCUGUUCCGAGCUCUGAUAUAAGGUACUUUAUUUUUUAGUUUCGGUGAAUUUGCGAUAUAUAUCCGUCCAUGGUUUAUCUGAUAUACCCAUGUGGUUUCAUCCAUCAGUUAGAGUAUUGGGUUUUCCCAGAAAACGCAUUAUUACUAGUUCUAUGAAGUCGGUUUCUACAGCGCUUGCCCGCUUGAACCUAACUGAAUCCUCGGAUUCAGCCACUGAUGAUGAAUGUAUUACUGCUUCCUCCUCUUCUUCUAAUACCGCUUCUACUUGUACAAGUAUUUCUGGGUAUAUCACCACCCACAGCAAGAACAUCACAUCUUUAGCUGAGAUAGAUUCGAUCAGGGUUGUUCAAAUCUUGAGCACUCUGAGAAAGGAUCCUAAGACUGCACUGUCCUUCUUUGCCCAGUUGAAGGAACACGGCUUUCCACAUAAUGCCUUCACGUAUGCAGCCCUUGUCAAGAUUUUAUGCUGUUGGGGUUUGGAUAGGAAGCUGGAUGCUGUCCUUUUGGAGCUCAUUCUUGGGUGUAAGAAGCAUCAACACCUGCACCCAGGAUUUGAAAUUUCUGAUUUGUUUGAAACACUUGAGGCAGAGGGGCUCCAGGUGAAUGAGACAUUGGUUAGAGCAUACAAUGCGCUGAUUAAAUCUUAUGUUACUAUUGGUAUGUUUGAUGAGGCCAUCGAUGUUUUGUUUCAAACAAAGAGGUGUGGGUUUGUUCCCCAUAUCUUUACCUGUAAUUUUCUAAUGAAUCGCUUGAUUGAGAAUGAGAAAGUGGACAUGGCUACGGUCAUUUACAUGCAUCUGAAGAGGUUAGGUUUGAGCCCUAAUGAAUACACGUAUGCAAUUGUGAUUAAGGCUCUCUGUAAGAAGGGUAACUUGGAGGAAGCUAUUCAUGUGUUUCAGGAGAUGGAGGAAGCUGGGGUUACCCCUAAUGCUUUUGCUUACACGGCAUAUAUUGAAGGCCUUUGCACCCAUAAGAGGCCGGAUUUGGGAUAUCAAGUGCUCCAAGCAUGGAAAGGGGCAAAUGCCCCUAUUAAUGCCUAUGCUUAUAAUGCGGUCAUUCGUGGAUUCUGUGGCGAGAUGAAAGUAGAUGAGGCGGAAAGUGUCUUUCUUGACAUGGAAAAACAAGGGGUGGUUCCUGAUGCAGAAAGCUAUGGUGCAUUGAUCCAUGGGUACUGCAAGGAUAGGAAUUUGCUAAAAGCUUUGGCUCUCCACGAUGAUAUGGUGUUGAAGGGCAUAAAGAGUAAUUGCGUGAUUGUCAGCCCGAUUCUUCAAUGCUUGUCUAACAUGGGAAUGGCUUCUGAAGCAGUCAGUCUAUUCAAAGAAUGUAAGGAGUCUGGUAUUUUUCUUGAUGAGGUUUCGUACAAUAUUGUGAUGGAUACUUUGUGCAAACAGGGGGAAGUGAAAAAAGCCAUAGAUCUGCUUGAAGACAUGAAAGGUAAGAAUAUGGUUUUAGAUAUUAUGCACUAUACUACCUUGAUUAAAGGGUACUGUUACCAAGGAAAAGUUACUGAUGCAUCAAAUCUAUUUGAAGAAAUGAAGGAAAGGGGUAUCAAGCCUGACAUUGUUGUCUAUAAUGUCCUUGCUGCUGGGUUUUCUAGAAAUGGCUUGGCAUCUAAGGCGCUUAACCUUUUGGGUGAUAUCAAGGCGGAGGGUUUAAAACCAAACUCCAUUACACACAACAUGAUUAUUGAAGGUUUAUGUAUCGGAGGCAAAGUGAAGGAAGCUGAGAAAUUUCUAAGUAGUUUAGAGUAUAAGAGUGUUGGUAACUAUUCUGCUAUGGUUAGUGGGUACUGUGAAGCCAAUUUUACAACAACAAAGGCCUAUGAUCAAGCCAAUUGUACAACAAAGGCCUAUGAUCUUUUUGUUAAGUUGUCAAAGCAAGGGGUUCUAAUUAAAAAAAGCUCCUGCUUUAAACUACUCAGUAACCUUUGCAAGGAAGAUGUCUGUGAUAGAGCUCUUGUGUUGCUUGAGACAAUGAUGGCAUUGAAUGGAGAACCUAGCAAAACGAUGUACAGUAAAGUCAUAGCUGCUCUUUGUCGGACUGGAGAUAUGAAAAAGGCUCGGUAUUUUUUUGAUAUUCUAGUCAAAAGAGGGUUAACUCCUGAUGUCAUUACCUACACAAUGAUGAUACAAGGUUACUGCAAAAAGAAUUGCUUACAGGAAGCCUGUGAUCUCUUCCAUGAUAUGAAGGAGAUGGGAAUUAAACCUGAUGUCAUCACUUACACAGUUUUGCUUGAUGGUCAUUGCAAAACAAAACGAAGGAGGUUUUGUUCCCCUGUGGAUGCGAGGAAAAAUGAGGAAAGGGAAAUGGAUGCUUUAACUAUCUGGGCGGAAAUGAAUGACAAGGAUAUAAGACCUGACGUUAUUUGUUACACUGUUUUAAUUGACAGGCAAUCUAAGACAGACAACCUUCAGGAUGCUAUUGCUCUCUUUGAUGAAAUGAUUGACAGAGGAAUAGAACCUGAUACAGUGACGUACACAGCUCUUUUGUCAGGCACUUGUAAUGAGAGAUAUGUGGAUAUGGCUGUGACCCGUUUCGGUGAGAUGUCUUCUAAGGGAAUAGUGCCUGAUACCCGCACCAUCUCGGCAAUUCUACACUGCGGUAUUAUAAAAGCCAAGAAAGUGCAAUUUCGGAAGUAAGCAGUGGUUGGAUGAACCCAAAAUCUAUUUUUAGUCAAGUAUAAAGGCAGAGAAGAAGUAAAGCUUUGUGCGUAGGCCACUUGGAAGUCAGUCAGCUGCAGUCACACUUGGGGAGGUGCUGCAUUAGGAAGAGCUAGCCGAUAUACUCCGUUGUAACAUCUCAUCUUUGCCCACGAAAUACCUGGGGCUUCCUCUGAAUGUUAUUUUUAAAUCAAAAGCUAUUUGGGUUAGGGUCGUCGAGAGAAUGGAGAAGAUUGGUUAGUUGGAAGAAGAUUUACUUGUCUCGGGGAGUUUGCCUAACUUUUAUUAAGGUUGGUGAUGUUUUUGUGAUAAAGCCACCAGGUUUGAACUGGACAUGUUGUUAGAGUCUGUGUACGAAACAAGCAAGCAUGUAGAACUACUGGAAAAGAUCAUUAAUUAUAAAAUCAAAACAGAUGUUCCAAUCUGUAUUUUGGACCACUUUGCAGCUCAAAAUCUCAGUUGCAUUGAAGGUUUAUAUGGUGAUAGUGGGCUUGAUGUGAUGGAUGUGUUGAGGAAGAAUGUAAGUCUUGCUUUGCCAGUUAUACUGGUGUGCUUGAAGCAGAAACAAGAAGAGUAGGCAAGUGUCAUUCUGAUUUUAAUGAAGUGUGGGCUGAAAUUUAUUGUAAGAACUAUCACAAAUCCCAUGAUCUCUCAAUCAAUGGUUUACAAAGGGCUUGGCAAGAAAGUGGUAUUGGCGCAGAUCAAAGAAAUUAGUGAAAAGAAGCGCAGGGAAGAGAUAAUGUGCCUCUUGCUAUUGCUGCUGGAAUAGACAAUCAGUCAUUCCAUAUUUGGAAUUUGAGUACCCUGAUCCAGACAUCCAUGAAGAUCUAUAUCGGCUCUCAAAAUAUUCGUGGGGAGAAGGGGAUAUAUAUAUAUAUAUAUAUAUAUAUAUAUUGGAUAAAUAACGUGGAGAAGUUUGUACAGCUGAACAGUUGGAUUCAUCCAGAUGGUGAAGAUGGGUUCUCCUAGGUCUCUCCAUUUCGGGAAGAGCGGACAGAAAGAGGAGGCCUUUGCUCUAUCUACGUUUUGCUCUUCCUCGGGAUGAAUAAGCAAGAAAACAGAUGGAGCAAUCAAACUACUGCACUAACGCGCAUCCUUUGUCCAUUAGUUCCCAAUUCUUCUAUCUGCCGUGCAUACAGUUCUUAAGGAUACAAUUUUAUCCAUGCAAGAGGCGGCAGCAUUCAAGUGAAGGAACCAAUGUGCAGGGGAAUGGAAGUUCUCCGCCCAUCAUGGCUAGGCCGUGCAGUGAAGCCGGAGGUCUAACUCACUGUUCGACGUUUGCAAGACUAAAAUGGCUUCCAUAAUUUGGCCACCUUUCAAACAUUUGGCAAGUGGUGUUUGGCUCCCAUGACUUUCUGGUUUCUUAUUCUUUUUCUUUUUUGGUUUCAUGAAACAAAUGGGUUUGAGAAUGUUGUGUAGGUUCUCAUGUAAUUGCUGAUAAGAGCGAUAAGAGUCAUCAACAUAUUGCAGCAGCAGCUCAAGUUGUUGUCGAAUUCAAUGGGGAUGGCCGUUAAAAAUGCCGUUGGAAGAGGUGCGAAUAAAAAGGCAAAUAGAUACGUUUAUUUAUUUUCUUCUUUUUCUAAGUUAUAGAUACGUUUGGUAUACAGCCAAAAAGUAUGAAAGAAAAUAGUCUCGAAAAUACAUACAAUUUUUUUUUUUUUUGGGUUUCAUUGAGUCUGUAAAUAGAAAAAUAAUUCGCAUUCGGCAGCAACAUCAAGGCAAGUCUGGUGGUGGUGGGCAUAUCCCGAUAUCCGAUUGAAAAUGAAACCUUACUUUUUCUUUUAUUUAUUUAUUUCUUUUUGUUUCU